AGGCUGACGCACUGACGGCGGACGGCGGGUGUGGUGAAUGACUACGGAGUGAUUCGUAAAGUGAUUCACAGUGUGCAUUGUGAAGCUGAGAUCCACUUUAGCUUACUAGUCCCAUUUCCUCUCGUUUACCAUUCACUACUGUAGGUACAUACGAGAUUAUUAAAGAUGUCUUCCCGCAAAACUGCCGGUCGCCGUGCCACCACAAAGAAACGCGCUCAACGUGCGACAUCGAAUGUUUUCGCGAUGUUUGACCAAGCGCAAAUCGCCGAGUUCAAAGAGGCUUUUAACAUGAUUGACCAGAAUCACGACGGAUUCAUCGACAAGGAGGAUUUACAUGAUAUGCUAGCCUCUUUGGGCAAGAAUCCUACUGAUGAGUAUUUAGAGGCAAUGAUGAAUGAGGCACCUGGACCUAUAAAUUUCACGAUGUUCCUGACAUUGUUUGGAGAGAGACUACAAGGAACUGAUCCUGAAGAUGUGAUCAAGAAUGCCUUUGGUUGUUUUGACGAGGAAAAUACUGGUCAUAUAAAUGAAGAACGUCUUCGUGAACUGCUCACGACGAUGGGCGAUAGAUUUACGGACGACGAUGUAGACGAGAUGUACCGCGAGGCACCGAUCAAAGGCUCUAUGUUUGACUAUUUGGAGUUCACUCGAAUCCUGAAGCACGGCGCGAAAGACAAGGACGAACAGUAGUGAGGAUUUACUUAAAAAAGUUUAUCGCAUAUCCUCUCUCUCUCUCUUUCUCUCUCUCUCUCUGACAUGGAAUGUUAGAUAAUAUUAAAAAUUUCUCGCAUGUCUUUCGCGUUUUUUGGUUCAACGAAUCCUAGAGCCAUGAAACAUGAAUAAUUGUUUUCUGAUUUCAUUGAUUAGAAAAUUAUGUACGUACA
Cyphomyrmex costatus is the source of this 884-nucleotide messenger RNA. RefSeq names its product myosin regulatory light chain sqh (gene sqh). Gene Ontology annotation, molecular function: calcium ion binding. Bases 166 to 690 code for a protein of 174 amino acids. The transcript has 4 exons. Lineage: Eukaryota; Metazoa; Arthropoda; Insecta; Hymenoptera; Formicidae. The record is from RefSeq and is a predicted model, not a curated record.